Molecule: messenger RNA, 576 nt
Organism: Haemonchus placei
Lineage: Eukaryota; Metazoa; Nematoda; Chromadorea; Rhabditida; Trichostrongylidae
Source: the annotation of a GenBank genome assembly
AUGAAGUUUCGGAAACGAAGCCCCAAGACCUCCAUCAACUGGGUCCACUUCGCUUCCCUUGCGAGUGAAUGGGAAGAUUCCGUUAUCGACAACAUCGACGAAGAAUACAACCGGCUCGUCGACCAUCUUCAUGAUAGUGCUACGAAAGCAGAGAGUCUACAAGUAGCCAAGAGACGACUCUUUUCGAAGACUCUCGAGCUGAUACGCCAGCGUGGAAUCGCGCGAGCUACAGGCAAUUAUCAACAAACGUCCCAACUUACGAAGCUAUGUAGAAAAGCGAUAAAGGAACAUCUGAAAGAGAGAAGAGCAGCAGUCAUGGAUGAAGCCGCCGAGGCCGGAAAGAGCAUUCGCAAAGCCCGACGGAGCUUCGCCAAUUACAAGACCAAGAUGACCUCCCUUCGUCGUCCUGACGGAACCGUUACUGCUUCCCGGAGGGCAAUGGAAAAGGUCAUCUACGACUUCUACUCGGAUCUCUUUGACAGUCACGUCUACCUGCCUACUCACCAUCUUAGGCAAGACGAAUAUAUCGCUCUUCGGUUCUCCCUCUCGAAAUACGACAUGCCAUCAGAUCGAUGA